AUGGGAGAACACGUCUCCGUCGUCGUGCUCGUCGGCCCCAGCGGCGCCGGCAAAUCCACGCUCCAGGACGCCGUGGCGGCGCGGCAUCCCGACCGCGUGCUGCGCGCUGUGAGCCACACCACCCGUGCGCCGCGGGAGGGCGAGGUUGACGGGCGCGAGUACAACUUUGUCGACCGUGCCGCGUUCGAGGCGCUGGCCAACGCCGGCGCCUUUGUCGAGACGGCCGAGUACAGCGGCAACCAGUACGGAUCCGGAGCCACCGCGCGCCAGGCGGCGCAGCAGGGGAAGGUUUGUCUGCAGGUGCUCGAGCCAAAGGGGGCCGAGUCCUUCCGGCGCCUGCGUGACGAGCUGGGGUGUCGCUUCGUCUUUGUCACGGCGCCGCGCGAGGAGCUGGUGAAGCGGAUC
Molecule: messenger RNA, 405 nt
Organism: Emiliania huxleyi CCMP1516
Lineage: Eukaryota; Haptophyta; Isochrysidales; Noelaerhabdaceae
Exons: 1
Cellular component (GO): cytosol
Molecular function (GO): GMP kinase activity
Source: RefSeq, a predicted model, not a curated record